AUGGCGUUGUAUCAUCAAACCGUGGAUUUCCUCUCUGAAUCCUGGGCCAACCAGCGGACACAGCUCCCCCUCUUGGCGGUAACGGGUGCCUCGUUCACACUCGGCCUGCUCCUUCGCUCCUUGUUUAAAGGAGACACACACAAAGAGGCCAUUCUUGCUUCUCCUCGCACGCGAGUGUUGCCUCAUAUUUCCGAAGAAGAGAAGCGCAAACUACCACUCCCGGACGAUGCGUUGCCCGGCGGCCGUGAUGUCGCAACUCCGUAUGGGUCAAUUCGUGUUUAUGAAUGGGGGCGAGAAGACGGCCCGAAGGUAUUGCUCGUGCAUGGUAUCACGACACCUUGUAUCGCGCUAGGUGGAGUGGCUCAUGCGCUUGUCGACCGUGGGUGCCGUGUGAUGCUAUUCGACCUUUUUGGAAGAGGCUACUCAGAUUGUCCCUCGGAUAUGCCACAGGAUGAGAGACUCUUCGCCACUCAAAUCAUGCUCGCAUUGACUACAUCGCCCAUUUCCUGGACCGGAUCUAGCUCGGGCAAAUUCAGCCUUGUUGGUUAUUCCCUUGGUGGUGGUAUCGCCGCCGCCUUCGCAUCAUUCUUCCCACAGUUGCUGUCGUCUCUUGUGCUUCUCGCACCGGCUGGGUUGGUUCGUGACUCCCAGAUCAGCUUCCAGGGUCGCGUUCUUUACUCCGGUGGUCUUAUGCCAGAAAGGCUGCUGGCCUUUCUGGUAAGUCGUCGCCUGAAGUCGGGUCGUAUGGUCGCACCGAAGAAGGACAAGCAGGGCAAGCUGAAUGCCGAAGACGCCCUGACCGAGGAAUUGCCGUCCGAUGAGGCGGCCGAGGAUCAGGUCCUGUCUCGGGAGUACCCUCGUGUUACUGUUCCGUCCGCCGUGGCAUGGCAGGUUCAUAAUCACGCUGGCUUUGUCCAUUCAUUCAUGUCUAGCAUGCGCUAUGGCCCCAUCCUAGGCUCGCGGCAGAAAGUCCACUGGACCCGACUGGGUGACUAUUUGAGUGCGCAGAAUAGCACCGGGGGAGAGAAGACCGAGAAAGGCCUGCCGAGCCAUAAAGUGCACAUUCUCUGUGGUAACACGGAUACUAUCAUCAUCAAAGAUGAACUUGUCUCCGAUGCUACUGCCGUUCUCGGUGGGAAUGUUGUCUUUAAAUUUUACGAUGCCGGCCACGAGUUCCCAAGCACCAAGUACGAAGAGGUUGCCGCGUACAUUGAAAAAAUCCUUCAGUGA
Penicillium diatomitis is the source of this 1230-nucleotide messenger RNA. RefSeq names its product alpha/beta hydrolase. Gene Ontology annotation, biological process: regulation of lipid storage. The record is from RefSeq and is a predicted model, not a curated record. The transcript has 2 exons. NCBI's taxonomy places the organism in Eukaryota, Fungi, Ascomycota, Eurotiomycetes, Eurotiales, Aspergillaceae. Gene Ontology annotation, cellular component: endoplasmic reticulum. The coding region runs from base 1 to 1230 and encodes 409 amino acids.